AUGAAAGCGAAUGUAUCGCAAGAACCCUCUAUACCAACCCAAUGUUCUGUUCGUUUAACUUCUGCGGACCCUGUUCACAGUUAUCCAAGAAAGCAAGCUCAUCAGAUUAAUUAUUCCGUGUCUCACGCGCCUUCCAUUCACAUAUCAAACGCUGCGAAUGGCCUUGAGGUACCAUUGCCUCGACGAAAAUCGACAGGAACCCUAAUGAGCGACGCUAUGAAACCUGUAUUAAACACUUCUGAUCAAGAAAGUAUUGAUAUGCUCGAUGAUGCAGGCAUGAUUAUUGCUCGAUAUAAAUUAGGAAAUACCAUUGGCAAGGGUCAUUUCGGCACAGUAUACCGUGCGCUAGAGCUGUGUACCGGUCGGAUGGUUGCCGUUAAACGUAUCAAGCUUGAUGAUGCACGAAAAGAAGAUAUAGAUGAUGUACUGCAAGAAGCCGAGUUACUGCAAUCAUUAAUGCAUCCGAAUAUCGUUAAAUAUGAGGGCUUCAUCCAAAGUGCCGAACACAUCAAUAUUGUCUUGGAAUUCGUAGAAAAUGGGUCCCUUCUGAAUACUCUCAAGCAUUUUGGGAGUUUUCCGGAAAACCUGGUAGCGAAUUACUGCUUGCGAAUAUUGGAAGGCCUGAAUUAUCUUCAUGAACGCGAUGUAGUCCAUUGUGAUUUGAAAGCCGCCAAUAUAUUGACGACUAAAACCGGCGAUGUCAAGUUAUCCGAUUUUGGCGUGUCGCUGAACCUAAAAUUAAAAGAAGCCAACGCAGGUGCUGUCGCUGGAACCCCUAACUGGAUGCCACCUGAGGUGAUUGAGCUUAAAGGCGCUUCUACAAAGUCGGAUAUAUGGUCGUUAGGAUGUACGGUGAUAGAACUUUGCACCGGUAAACCUCCCUACGCUAAUCUGAUACCAAUGACGGCGCUAUUCAGGAUCGUGGAAGAUGACUGUCCACCAUUACCUGAAGACGUGUCUGACGUAUGUAAUUCCCCAACCUUCGUGGAUUUUGUGCAAAGAAAAAAGCUCGCUAUGGUGUCAAGUUGUAGCUAA
Messenger RNA from Radiomyces spectabilis, 1035 nucleotides. Its product is annotated as kinase-like domain-containing protein. Lineage: Eukaryota; Fungi; Mucoromycota; Mucoromycetes; Mucorales; Radiomycetaceae. Gene Ontology annotation, biological process: protein phosphorylation. Gene Ontology annotation, cellular component: cytoplasm. The transcript has 6 exons. Gene Ontology annotation, molecular function: ATP binding; protein serine/threonine kinase activity. The record is from RefSeq and is a predicted model, not a curated record. Bases 1 to 1035 code for a protein of 344 amino acids.